AUGCCUGGACUCGGGGCCGACUCAGAGCAACAACUACGCCAUGCUUGUGACCGCUGUCACUCACAAAAGCUGCGAUGUCCUCGUUCAGUAGAUCCGGAGAAGAACAACCCGGACGAGCCUUGCUCCCGGUGCCGCAAGGCAGGAUUGCCUUGGGAACAACAUGAAGGUGUCGACGCUGUCGAAGACCAUCUUAUCACGGCAGUGCUGGAUCUAGCCCCAAGACAAACCGUCGCCACCCCGCCGCCAACGAUAUCCGACGAGGUCGGCAUGGAGCAUCCUCCCUCUCCUCCCCCGACGCAUGCCUCAGACAGACUGGUCACUUCAGAGACAUCCUACGACUUUUUCCUUACCGACUUCGACACCAGCCUGGACCUUCCCACCUUCUGCAUCCCUAAUGACCUAACAAACGGGCUUGAACCGGCGGCAAAGAUGCCAUCCCCCAUUGGCCAGACCGGAGGCACGCCGGUUGAUCCAAGCUUGAUGAAGGAAAUGAUGAGUGGGGCCUUUGACUCGAAUCAUAUUCCGCCGGCCAGGCCACCACUACAUCCCUUCUCCAGCAAUGAUUGCUACAUGAAGCUCUCGGAUCUUAAUGCCAGGAUUCUCGCCUCUUAUACAGAGACAACAUCCUCAGCAAGCACGUACAGCACCCAAAACCUCAAAGUUGCGGUUGGCUUUUGUGGCGAGUUGAUCGAUGUGGCUCGCCGCAGUUUCACGCAUUUCGUGGGCUUCUCCCCGCCUUCGAGUAGCCGAAGCAGUGUUUCCAGGUCAACACUUUCCGGGACGGAGCACCCUACAGCAUCUCGCCCAAGAGAGGCGUCCAUCAACUCGGGCCUCAGCGUGGACGACAUGGAGUGGACGGGCCCCGAAUCGCUCACAAACAACCCAUCAAUAAUUGUUCCCGACUCGGCGGUCAUCUUCCUUCUGCUCGGAUGCUACACGCAGAUCCUGCGUCUAUUUGAGGUCACCACUAACCACCUGUGGGCCUGGUAUGGUGACGAUGAGAUGCCAGCAACCAGCAGUAACCAGCACAGCUCGGGUAUUGUUAGUAGUCCACUGCUGGAGGCGGCCUUGGCAGUACACACCGUGGGGUACCUUCUCGGCCGGCUGAACAAGGCGUUUACCAUUGACGAGCCUGGGUGUCAUCCGGGGGCAGGGGACGGCGCGUCUAAUGUCCAGAGGUGGAAGAGGUCUUUUCUUGGUGGCAAGGAGCUUGAUGACGGUCUUCUGGCACGGGCAUUCGACGAGAUUACCGGGCGGGAGCAGCGGUUGAUGAGGAGGACGCAGGAUCUCCAACAGAGGAUAAACUAG
Molecule: messenger RNA, 1308 nt
Organism: Canariomyces notabilis
Lineage: Eukaryota; Fungi; Ascomycota; Sordariomycetes; Sordariales; Chaetomiaceae
Exons: 3
Coding region: 1-1308 (435 amino acids)
Biological process (GO): regulation of DNA-templated transcription
Molecular function (GO): DNA-binding transcription factor activity, RNA polymerase II-specific; zinc ion binding
Source: RefSeq, a predicted model, not a curated record